CGGCCGGCCGCCGUCCGACGUCACGGCCCGGCGGAGGAGGAGCUGGCGCGGGCUUCCGGGUACGGAGCGCGGUCGCGGACUAAGCAGCCAUGGUCCUUACGAGCGUGGGGAAGAUGAUGGGACUCCAGCGAAAGGCUGCCGGCAUCAGGAACAUCUGUGUGCUGGCGCACGUGGAUCACGGCAAAACCACACUAGCAGAUUGCCUGAUAUCCAGCAAUGGGAUAAUCUCCAGCCGCUUAGCAGGAAAGUUGCGAUAUCUGGACAGCAGGGAAGAUGAGCAGGUCCGAGGGAUAACGAUGAAAUCCAGUGCGAUUUCAUUGCACUUUGAGAAAGGUGGUCAGGAGUAUCUGAUUAAUUUAAUAGACUCCCCAGGGCAUGUGGAUUUUUCUUCAGAAGUAUCUACUGCUGUCCGACUCUGUGAUGGUUGCAUCAUAGUGGUGGAUGCUGUUGAAGGCGUCUGUCCACAGACUCAAGCAGUUCUACGGCAGGCAUGGCUAGAAAACAUUCGUCCAGUAUUGGUGAUAAAUAAAAUUGAUCGCUUGAUUGUGGAGCUGAAGUUAACCCCUCAGGAGGCAUACAUGCACCUUAAGAAUAUUUUAGAACAGAUAAAUGCAGUCACUGGAUCACUUUUUACCUCGAAAGUCUUAGAAGAAAGAGCUGAAAAAGAAGCCGAAAGUGAAAGUAGUUCUGACACAGCAGCUGGAGAUCAAAUUUAUGACUGGAGUGCUGGGUUGGAAGAUACAGAUGAUUCCCACCUCUAUUUUUCUCCAGACCAUGGAAAUGUGGUGUUUGCCAGUGCAAUUGAUGGCUGGGGUUUUGGCAUUGAGCAUUUUGCAAAACUGUACAGCCAAAAGAUUGGAAUCAAGCCUGCAGUGCUGCUGAAGACUUUAUGGGGAGAUUAUUAUCUAAAUACAAAAGCAAAGAAGAUAAUGAAAGGUGAUCAGUCAAAAGGAAAGAAGCCCUUGUUUGUGCAGUUGGUGUUGGACAACAUAUGGAGUCUAUAUGAAGCUGUUAUGAAAAGAGAUAAAGAAAAAAUUGAGAAGAUUGUUACCUCGUUGGGCUUGAAAAUUGGCCCCCGGGAGUCACGGCACGCAGACCCCAAAGUUCACCUUAAUGCCAUUUGUAGUCAGUGGCUGCCUAUAUCUGAUGCAGUCCUUUCUAUGGUAUGUAGUAAACUUCCCAGUCCCCUUGACAUCACUGCAGAGAGAGUGGAAAAGCUGAUGUGUGUUGGAGCUAAAACCUUUGAUUCUUUACCACCGGAAACCCAGGAACUGAAAAGCGCUUUUCUGAAAUGCAGUAGUGAAGGAACGGCCCCAGUGAUUGUUUUUGUUUCCAAAAUGUUUGCUGUUGAUGCAAAGGCAUUGCCACACAAUAAACCAAGGCCUUUAACCCAAGAAGAAAUAGCUCAACGACGUGAGCUUGCAAAACAGAGGCAUGCAGGAAAAAUGGCAGCAAGUCAAGGAAAGGAGGUUUCUGAAAAGCCCGCAAGCGAAAAUUCAUCUGAAGGGACUGGAAGCACUGGUGAUAAGAAAGGUGAAGAGCAACAGCUCACUGAUCAAAUGGAUGUCGUGACCUCAAAGGCAGCGAAACAGGAAGCAGACAACAAGGAGUCUUUCAUUGCUUUUGCUAGAGUGUUCAGUGGUGUGGUACGAAGAGGGCAAAAGAUCUUUGUUUUGGGACCCAAAUAUGAUCCUGCUGAGUCUUUGCAUAAGCUGUCAUCCCGGUGUUCUGCUACAGAUGAUCUGCCAUUAGUACCUCAUAUGUCUUGCUGUACUUUGGAGAAUCUAUACUUGCUCAUGGGAAGAGAACUUGAAGAGCUUGAAGAAGUGCCUGCAGGAAAUGUUCUAGGAAUAGGAGGCCUGCAAGAUUUUGUGCUGAAGUCUGCAACUUUGUCAACAUCACCAGCUUGCCCACCUUUUACACCUCUCAACUUUGAGGCUACACCAAUUGUGCGGGUAGCUGUUGAACCAAAACAUCCAAGUGACAUGCCUCAGCUGGUGAGAGGAAUGAAGCUUUUAAACCAAGCUGAUCCAUGCGUCCAAGUUUUGAUCCAGGAGACAGGAGAGCAUGUGCUAGUGACAGCAGGAGAAGUUCAUCUGCAGCGUUGCUUGGAUGACCUGAAGGAAAGGUUUGCAAAGAUAGAGAUUAGUGUGUCAGCACCUAUUAUUCCAUUUCGAGAAACGAUAACAAGACCUCCAAAAGUUGACAUGGUAAAUGAAGAAAUAGGAAAGCAGCAGAAAGUUGCUGUCAUACACCAAACAAAAGAGGACCAGAAUAAAAUUCCUGAAGGAAUUCAGGUCGAUUCAGAUGGGCUUGUUACAAUAUCUACUCCAAAUAAACAAGCUACUCUCAGUGUAAGAGCACUGCCACUUCCUGAGGAGGUAACUCGACUUCUUGAAGAAAACAGUGACUUGAUUCGAACUAUGGAACAACUCAGUACGUCUCUGAAUGAAGAUAAAAAAGCUCAUGAAAUAAAUCAGAAGACUAUGGACAAGAUAAAGGAAUUCAAACAAAAAUUAGAGCAAAAUCUGCAGGGAAGGAAGUGGAGAAAUGCGGUUGAUCAUAUCUGGUCAUUUGGACCACGGAAAUGUGGGCCUAAUAUAUUGUUACAUAAAUUUGAGGGUUAUAAAAAUUCUGUGUGGCAGUGCCUUGAAAAUGCUGAGAAAGAAGUAAGUAAGUAUGGAGAUUUCGACAACAGCAUAGUAAGUGGAUUUCAGCUGGCUACGCUUUCAGGUCCCAUGUGUGAAGAACCCCUCAUGGGUGUGUGUUUUACAGUGGAAAAAUGGGAAAUGAAUAAGGUUGGAGAGACACUUCCAACUAAAAGUCAGGAUUCAGGGGAAUGUGUUGCUGUAGAACAUAAAGAAAGUGAAGAUAAUGCUUCUCCAACAAGCAAUUGCACUGUUAACAUUUGCGGUGAGAAUGAACACGAACAGAGCAGUCAAAGUGUUCCAAAGUCACUUGAAAAAAAUAGUAAAAACAAGGGAGAAGUUUUACUUACGGAUUGUUAUGGUCCCUUCUCUGGACAGCUGAUUGCCACCAUGAAGGAAGCUUGUCGUUAUGCUUUGCAAGCAAAACCACAGAGGCUUAUGGCGGCAAUGUACACCUGUGAAAUUAUGGCUACUGCAGAGGUUCUAGGUCGUGUGUAUGCCGUCUUGUCCAAAAGAGAAGGCAGAGUGUUACAAGAGGAGAUGAAAGAGGGAACGGAUGUGUUUAUUAUUAAGGCAGUACUGCCAGUAGCAGAAAGCUUUGGUUUUGCUGAUGAAAUCAGGAAGAGAACUAGUGGCCUGGCCAGUCCGCAGCUGGUGUUCAGCCACUGGGAGAUCAUUUCAAGUGAUCCAUUCUGGGUACCAACCACUGAAGAAGAAUAUUUGCACUUUGGGGAAAAGGCAGAUUCUGAGAACCAGGCCCGCAAGUACAUGAAUGCAGUGAGAAAGCGAAAGGGACUUUAUGUAGAAGAAAAAAUUGUGGAGCAUGCUGAAAAGCAAAGAACCCUCAGUAGGAAUAAGUAGCUGCAUCUGCUUCCUUUCUCUCCUGGUUCAGCUAAGUUUUCUAUGCAGCAGAUCAAAAAUAUCUUCUGGACUUGUUCUUUUACACCAUAUUUCUUACACUUUCUAAUGUUUAUGGCUUAUGUUUUGAAAAACAUGAGCCUUUCCAACUUUUAUAUUGAGAAAAUAGUUUAUUUACUUAAAUCAUAGGCAUAUUUCUUGGAACUGAUCUCAGAUUUUAAAGCUUUCUGCACUAUUGCUGUCACGGGAUUGGGAACUCCUAAUUUAAUUGGUUUCUUUCUGAUUUUUCAGAUGUAAUUGCAGUUAGAGCUGGUUACCUAGUCUGUUGCAAAUAAACUAUGCAAUGAAUUUAGCUCCUCAAUGUUUUUGUCUCUAUUUUUAAAAUUAAUUUUCAUUUAUGUAAUGUAUUUGUUGCCUGCAAGCACUUUCCAUAGUUACCUGUAUGCAAACAUGUAAUCCUUCUUGGAGUUUCUGAACUAUUUCUUUUACUCUUUUCCUAGUGUAAGCAGUGAUCUAAAUGUGGUGGUACAGUCUCUACUCCCAGGUUGUAGCAAUGCAUUGUCCUUAAACCAGAGGGCAAAAAUAGCACACGUGGAAGACUGAGGACUGCAAACCAGACAAUGCUUUUCUUUUUUCCUCUCCUUAGAAAGGCAUCUUGUUAAAAAAAAAAAAAAAAAAAAAAAAGUUUACAUAAUUGUCCUGGGAGCUGCCAUCUCUGAACUAGGUACACAGCUAUCCCUGCCAAUCCUGUUUGAGUAUUUACAGACUCUUUGCAGACAUUUCUACCUGUUCAUCCUGUUGUCUUGAAUGUAGUGAGGAGAAAAGCUUGCAGGAAUAAUACAAAAUGUUUUGCUGUUUGCAGGUGACUAAGAUGUUGAAGUCCCAGAGUGAUUCAGACCAACACUAACAAAUUCCCCAAAGGGUGGAAGUUUUAGUUCAGAAAAAUGGAAAUCUUGCACAAGAGAGAUGUGAUGUAUGACCUCUCAUGUCUUCUCAUGUGACUGCUUUGAACUGGAAAGGAAAGGACUGAAUAGAUAGGUGGCCCUGAAGAGUUUCUUAUAUUUAUUUAAAUGAAUGAGUAAUUAAGUCCUUGAAUCUUGUGCCAACUGACUUUCUGCUAAAUCUUAUCGUACUAUUGGCAAAGUGUUGCAUUUCAGCUAACCAUGCAAAUGGGUUGUUCUUUUCUUUCCAGAGUACAGCCACUUUAAUUUGUGAUUGCCUAGCAUUUCUUUAGCACCUACUUGGUCCUUCUGAAUAAAUAUUCUCUGUGUCGAUUAAUGCAGUAGGCAGAAGUUACUCAUAUCACUUCUGCUCCUCAGGGGAAAGGAAACUGUUACUUGUUUCACAAGUAGAAUGUCUCUGACUGCUUAGCUUUUAUUUUAAAUAGCAGUCUUUUCUUUUCCAGUUUGUUUGCUUUCAUUAUGGAAAUGCUUCCUUUUAAGAUUGUGCGUAUGAAUUAUUCAAGGAGAUGAUAUUUACCUUCCUUAGAAGGUUGUUCCAUAAAUUACUGUUGUUUUGCAAGGGGUAUAUCUGCACAGCAGCCCUAAUAGAGCUUAUACAAAUAUACUGACGUUGUUCGGGCUUUGCCAGCUGUAUAUCUGUGGAAGGUACUGCAGCCUGCAGAAACUGCUUAAGACAUAAAUAAAUGUUUGUUUAAUGACCCCAUGCCUACUACGACUACUCUGCUAGCUGAAUCCAGGGUGCAAUUAAGGAUGUCUGGCAUGCAGUCAUGGAGGUGCUUGCACAGCUGAGAUAGUAAGUAGCCCUUCAGAGAUGGGUAGGUAUUGGUCACUUUUGUGACCACAUAAUUAACUGUAAUCUACUAUACUUAUGUAAACAGAAAGAGCAUUAACAUAGGUUUUAAAAGAUUUAGCAGUGGCUUUCAUACUUUAUUUUAUUUUCAGAUUGCAUCUCAAACGGCAUGAAGGUGAGAAUUAAUUAAGGAUGCUGCAACCCUAAUAUUUUUAAGGGGCAAAAACUCCAGUAAUUAAUGCUAGAAAAUCAAACCAUCCUACAAGUGCUACGUCUUUUGUCUUUAGUAAUGGCUUCUAGUGCAAAGAAAAUCUAAUUGCUUAUAUACAAAGAAUAUUUUUUUCUCUGGAUUAUUGGAAACUUAGCUAGCUGUAGCUGGUUUUUGCCUAUGUUACAUAUAUAUGAGAUAAUUUUGGAAAAUUUCUGCCAAGCAGAAUAAGUAAUUUGCUGAUGGAGCAAGCGAUGGAAAGAUUGGCUCAAGAGGUAGCCAUUAUAUUGUCUUCUAUCAUCAGUUUUAUUGCUAGUAUAGUGCAUAUUUAAAAUGAGCAUACACAACUCUUAAGGUACUUCAUUUGGGUAAAUGUUCAAUUUUUUAACUUUGUAGGAAAAAAAAAAAUAGGCACUCUAUUUGAUUUACGAGAAUCAAAUCUCCUUGCAACUGAUAAUGUAUAAAAUCAACAUUAAGUUUCUAUUUAUGAAUGGUAAUUAUUCACUGGGAGGGUAUUCCAAAUGAUUCCACUUUUUAGAGGGGGGGGG
Phasianus colchicus (ring-necked pheasant) is the source of this 6014-nucleotide messenger RNA. RefSeq names its product elongation factor like GTPase 1 (gene EFL1). Lineage: Eukaryota; Metazoa; Chordata; Aves; Galliformes; Phasianidae. Gene Ontology annotation, biological process: cytosolic ribosome assembly. Gene Ontology annotation, cellular component: ribonucleoprotein complex; cytosol. Gene Ontology annotation, molecular function: GTPase activity; GTP binding; ribosome binding. The record is from RefSeq and is a predicted model, not a curated record.